Drepanopeziza brunnea f. sp. 'multigermtubi' MB_m1 is the source of this 606-nucleotide messenger RNA. The record is from RefSeq and is a predicted model, not a curated record. NCBI's taxonomy places the organism in Eukaryota, Fungi, Ascomycota, Leotiomycetes, Helotiales, Drepanopezizaceae.
AUGUCCGGCCUCGAGAAAGCGCUCUUUAACCUGAAGUUCACAGCGAAGCAACUGAACCGUCAAGCCAACAAGGCUCAGAAAGACGAGAAGGCCGAGAAGGACAAGCUCAAGAAGGCGCUCCAGCAAGGCCACGGCCCAGAAGUCGCCAAGAUCUACGCUCAGAAUGCGAUCCGCAAGCAGAACGAGCGGCUGAACCUGCUAAGGCUGGGCAGCCGCAUCGACGCCGUCGCCAGUCGGGUGCAGACGGCGGUAACGAUGCGGCAGGUGACGGGCAGCAUGAUGAAUGUGGUCAAGGGCAUGGACCAGGCCAUGAAAGCUAUGGAUCUGGAGAAGAUUUCAGCCGUCAUGGAUCGAUUCGAGACGCAGUUCGAAGACCUCGACGUCGCGACGGGAUACUACGAGAAUGCCACUACGUCCGCGACUGCGGUUGGGACGCCGCAGGAGGAUGUCGACCGGCUGAUGAACCAGGUUGCCGAUGAGGCGGGCGUGGAGCUACAGCAGGAGAUGGAGGGUGCGAAAGCGGUUACUGCUGCGCCAGUCAAGAGCGGACCGACCGAAGUUGAGGAGGAUGGUCUAGGGGAGCGCCUCAGAGCUUUGAGAUCUUAG